This is a messenger RNA of Aphanomyces invadans, 1409 nucleotides long. RefSeq lists its product as hypothetical. The record is from RefSeq and is a predicted model, not a curated record. Lineage: Eukaryota; Oomycota; Saprolegniomycetes; Saprolegniales; Verrucalvaceae. The coding region runs from base 723 to 1334 and encodes 203 amino acids. The transcript has a single exon.
UACUGACAUUCCCGGAAUAAAUUAAGACAAAUCUAUAUGGCUACUGGUCGUACUUUGUGGUGCGACGGUGAACUGGAGUCGGCAUGUCGGAGGACUGCUGGGAGGAUCGCGGCGAGUAGUCCGACUCGGACUGGAUGUACAAGCCACUGACGUUCGAUGAAGCAGCGGACAUGAAUGAGCGGUUGUCGUCAUCGUCGCCCUCAGCGUAUGAGUCGCCAUCGUCGUUGUAGCUCGACCUGUGGUGGCAAGGAGUGGAGCUGUAGGACACAGAUGCAUGACUGUGGAUGUCACUAGAGUCGGCUGCAUCAAAGCAUGGCACGGGUUUCGAUCCGUCUUGAUUGGGAACGCCGUUUUCGCGCUGCGUGUACUGGUAACUCGAAAAGCUUGAGCUCGAUUCGCCGGUCAGAAAGAUGUCCGGGACGUCGCUGUGCAGCAUCAUUUGGUCGCUAGGCGACCGCAUGAACAUGGGUGCAGUGUCAUCGUCGUCUUGUUCGGACGUCACGACGAGUUGCGUGAAGACUGGAGGUUGGUUCUUCUGGCUCGGGGAUCGCCACGUGAAGAAGACCGAGUCGUCGACGUCCAGGGCAAUCGAGUGAGGGUCGUCCUGAACAUGACCAACGGCAGGGUUUGCACUGUGUCGGAUGCCAUCGUCAUUAGAGCUCCAGGACGACGGACGAGUUUGAUGGGUUUGCUGCGAUUGCUUUCGCUCUACUUUCGGCGGAAUGAAGUCGUCCAACUCGACCUCGUCGUCGUCGUCUGCGAGUUCUUCCAUUCGACGGCGACGGACGAGCCACACAGCGCCGACUGCAAGUCCAAUGCCGGCAAAAAUCGCGCCGAUCGUUGCGACCACACCGACCGCGUUCGAGCUCUCGGAAGUCUCAUCCGACGUGGUGUUUUCGGUCGGAGAAGGAGUUCUCGAACGUUGUUUGCCUCCUGAGCCUGGCGUGGCAUCAGGAACAGUAUCGUCCAAGGGUGGUUCUAUCGUGAAGACUUCGGGGGAUGUAAUCGUUGGGAUGGGCGCUAAGGUCGCCGUAUUGUCAGUAGUCGAGGGGGUUAAAGUGGUUGGCGACGGCGUGGGCGUCACUGGCGGUGGAGCAGUGGUGGACGGCAACGUAGUGGUGGGGUUGAUAUGGGUAGUCGUGACGGGAGGGGGCGGGGUUUGCGGCGACACAGUUGGAUGUGGUGUUGGCGGAGCAACAGAAGAAGUCGUGGGCGAUGGACGCGGAGGAGCGGAUGUAACCGGUUGGGUCGUGGCAGGGCUAUCUGUGGGAGGUGGUGAUGGUUCAGUCGUUGUGACGAUAGGCGUGGAUGAGUUGUCGUUGAGCUGUGCAUAAGAACCUUGGAGGACAGCGAGGAGCACGAGCAGGACGGCGCUGGUCCGGAGCACCAUCCUCUCGGCGUGCAUCGGG